Molecule: messenger RNA, 219 nt
Organism: Knipowitschia caucasica
Lineage: Eukaryota; Metazoa; Chordata; Actinopteri; Gobiiformes; Gobiidae
Source: the annotation of a GenBank genome assembly
AUGUUUGAUGCUCCAACAAAAGGGAGCCCAGAAGAGGGCUGGCCCUGCAGCGUCACCCACGUCCGCACCCGGCUCCAUGGAGUUUGUUCAGAGACCCCGCACCACGUGACGUCUCCCCGGGCCUCCAAUCAUCAUGGACAGAAAUCCACAGACAAAGGAGGAUCUGUUGCUGUCAAAGACAGGAGCAUUGAAGAUUGGGUCAGAGGUAUUAAACACUAA